Anoplopoma fimbria (sablefish) is the source of this 2996-nucleotide messenger RNA. It is a transcript of the gene ubox5, whose product is annotated as U-box domain containing 5. Gene Ontology annotation, biological process: protein polyubiquitination. Bases 144 to 2084 code for a protein of 646 amino acids. The transcript has 7 exons. Gene Ontology annotation, molecular function: ubiquitin protein ligase binding; ubiquitin-ubiquitin ligase activity. The record is from RefSeq and is a predicted model, not a curated record. Gene Ontology annotation, cellular component: nucleus. Lineage: Eukaryota; Metazoa; Chordata; Actinopteri; Perciformes; Anoplopomatidae.
CCGGCUAUGCUAACUAAUGGCUAGUAGCUGUUAGCUACCUUCUAAAGUUGGUCACAGGAGUCAGAACAAAGAGUCAAAACAGCUGAGUUUGUCUACGACCAAGCAACGUAAGCUCUUUUGUUUUCGCAGGUUGGCGAUCGAAUAUGGUUUUGAAUCUCUGUCUUCCACCCUUUCAUACAGCAGUUCAAUGCAACAAGCUGUGUGCAGAUGGCUAUGAUGUCACAAACCUUGUGUCAGCCGACCCUGCUCUCCGGAGGCGUGGCUUCAAGCUGGAGUACUUCCUACGGCCGCCUGUACAGGUGACAUUGAAGUUUGGCUUCCAGGUGGAGCUGUGCAGGGUGGAUGUGGAGCUGUGGCCCUGGGGUAUGGACCGAGGACAGGCUUGCAAGAGACUGGAGAUCAGCACCAGCUCUGACACAUUACACACCUGGAAUUUUGACCAAGGCCACAAACGUGUUCAGCAAAAAAAACAAUUGCAGGUGAAGGACCAGAAACAGAGUAGAGAAAAACAACAAGAACAUGACGUUAAAUAUGGCCAAAGUACCAGCAACCAGUGGAGACUUCAGGCUCAACAGUGGGGUGAAGAGACCCUAGAUGAGCCUCAACAAAGAGGCCAUGCGUUCAAAUCAAACACUGAACCCAGUAAUCCUGAACCAGACUUUAAACUGGUAGGUCGUUGCGAACUCAGGGAGGACACCCAAGUCUGUUUCUCACGUUCAAAUUUCAGUCCCCGGCCCCCGUUCCUCUCCCCUCUACCGCCGCAACCCGCAAACUCUCAUCAGGAGGAGCUGUGGAGUCGGGGUUUGCUUUCAUUGGGCGCAGUGACGCAACUUCGCGUGACCGUGCCGUUCGGCGGCGCAGCAUCUGCUCUUGGGCUCAAGUCUUUGGCCGUGUGGGGACAACCUGCUCGCUGCUGCCCUGCAGAAGAAGUGGAGAGGAUUAAAAGAGUCCAUGAGGACAGCCAAAGACAGCUGUCAAGACCUGUGUUUUUUGGCCCUUCUGUCAGCAGGAUGAAACCACGGCUGCAAACAGCUACAUCCCCAAGCAAUCUUUCCAUCCCAGAAGAGUUCCUCGACCAGAUAACUCAGGAGGUAAUGCUGCUGCCCAUGCUGCUGCCCAGCGGUGUGUCAGUGGACAACACCACCCUGGAGGAGCACCAGAAGAGGGAGGCCACUUGGGGGCGACCCCCCAACGAUCCCUUCACUGGCGUCCCGUUCACUUCCACCUCCCAGCCCCUUCCUAACCCCCAACUGAAAAGCCGCAUUGACCACUUCCUACUGCAGAGAGGGAUGAUGAGGAAGGACGGGAUGUUGGGGAGACAAGGAGAGGGAGAGAUUCCACAGGCCUCAAGACUCAUAGCCUCCAAGGUUGACGGAGUGUCCCCGUACUCUCCCUGUCUCAGUGAGAGCUCAACAAACAACACUGGUAUUCAAUAUAGUGCUGCCACCAGAACCACAAACAGGAAUACAAAAACAGAAGACACUGGAUUAGGACAUUCAUCAGAUUAUGUAAAUCACACAUUUAACACCCAGCCUCUUACUAUAGAUAGAAAAUCUGAGUUGGGCCGAAGAAAGAAACGAGACCUAAGUGGAAUUUCCAACGAAUCAUCAGAAGAUUUGACAGCUGAGAAACAACUACUACCUCAAACAAAAAGACCAAGAAAUGAUGCAGUUUCGGUCCCCAGCUGCAGCUCUCAUGAGCAGCGUUUGUCAGCCAGUCUGGACGAGGCCCUCCUCUCCGCCCUGCAGGGACGACCCUCCUUCACCUCGAACUUGUCUCAGCAGAGACGGGUCGGUCCUGACUCUGAACCACUUAACACCUCACUGCACUGUCAGACUGCAGGCACUCCAAGCAUGCAGCCAGGUGAGGAGACCUGCUCUGCAUGUUCCUGCUCAGUGUCUAUGUACUCUAGAUCUGCAUCAUCCAUCUACCGUCUAACCUGCGGACACUUGCUCUGCCGUUCCUGCGUGCGGAGGGAUCCACCACCACUUAACUCUGUCACUGCAUCUACAUCCAAUCACAUCUUGUGUCCGGCCUGCCAAAGCCCUACCCCACGCAGUGAUGUCAUACGGGUGCAUCACUGACGGAUGCCGUCAGAAAUACAAACCUACGUCUAAGAAACCCUGUGAAGAAAAAUAAUUAAAACAUUUGCAGCUGAAAGUCAAAGAUCCUGGUGACAUUUUAUUUGCCUCCGUCCCCCUUCUUGAUAUACAGUGCAUCUUCACAUGUGUUGGAUUAUAUGAUAACGUUCUAAACAUUUGCCAAAUGUUUCUUACCAACAGUUGCCAUGACACUAUUCAUUCCUCAUUUCUAACUUUUUGGGGAUUUUUUUCUAUAUUAUUUCUUAUUCACACACAUUUAAAGAACUGCAAGUCUUGCUGUGGAUUAUAUUUCUUUGAAUUUCCUUGGACCUGUGACGUCACAAAAUAAAAGUUCUUAAUAAAAAGAACAUCAGUGAAAGCAAAGACCUUUACAAGAAUCUUGAGUAAAAGAAUGAAAUUAAAUUGUCUUCUUCCCUGUUCCAUCCUGUCCCUCUAUUUUCAUGGAGCAUUGAGGCGCUGCUGCAGCCUUGGUUCGAGGAUGUUGAGAAGGCACAGAGUAGCAAGAGGACAGAAGAAUGAAAGUGGAUUUCGAGUGGACACAAGGCUGUGUGGUCAUUGUGAAGAAACACGCCGGGACACGCUCGGCCGUCCCCUCUUCACUCUAUUCACCACAUUACAUUCCCUACACUCUUGCAUAUCGGUUGUUUGUCUUUAGAGAGUAAAUGCAGGAAGAAAAUGUAAAUGACGACUUCUCAGGACUGAUUAUGUAGAUUGAUAUGUUCAUAUUAAACUGUAUAUUAUUGCAUGAAUUCACGCAAUGGCAAGUGUUUCUCAGGUUUUAUCGGAAGGCUGUAUUUCUUUAAAGUGUGUGUAAUUCAAACAAGUUUCUGACUGACGGCGUACGUAGUUGUAUUUCCUAUUACUGCUUUUCUUAUAAGGUGCAUUGUUGGGAAA